GGCCUCCCUGGAGUUGGAUGGAGUGAAAGAUGCGGCCCGAUGACAUCAACCCGAGGACGGGGCUGGUGGUGGCCCUGGUCAGUGUCUUCCUGGUCUUUGGCUUCAUGUUCACUGUCUCUGGGAUGAAAGGGGAGACGCUGGGAAACAUCCCCCUCCUAGCCAUCGGGCCAGCCAUCUGCCUACCCGGCAUUGCAGCCAUCGCACUGGCCAGGAAGACUGAGGGGUGCACCAAAUGGCCAGAGAAUGAGUUACUCUGGGUGCGCAAGUUGCCCUGUUUCCGGAAGCCUAAGGACAAGGAGGUAGUGGAGCUGCUGAGGACCCCUUCGGACCUAGAGUCAGGCAAGGGGAGCUCCAAUGAGCUGGCUAAGAAGGCGGGCCUCAAGGGGAAGCCUCCCCCACAGGGGCAGAAUGAGGUGCCCAUAGCCAGUUCCAUCACUUCCCCGACCCCUACCCCCACGGAGGAAGGAGAAUACCAGAGCCCUGUCCAGAGUGGGCAUCGGGAAGAGACUUCCAGAUACUUGGAUGGCUAUUGUCCGUCGGCCAGUUCCCUUGCCUACAGUGCCUUGGAUGCCAAGUGCUCUGCCUGGGACAGGUCCGAGUGCCCUGAGCCUGAGGACAGCAUCUUCUUUGUGCCCCAGGACAGUAUCAUCGUUUGCUCCUACAAGCAGAACAGCCCCUAUGACAGAUACUGUUGUUACAUCAAUCAGAGCCAAGGCAGGUGGGACCAUGAAACAAUAGUCUAGGGCGGGUUUUGCAGAAGAAAGUUCACUGUACUGCUAGAAAUGUGACUACCUUCAGCUUCCAAGGAAGACACCUGCCCCGCUCCUACAGCCUCAAACUGUUAGAAAUGGGUAUAUGAUGGGAGUGCAGACUUCC
Messenger RNA from Suncus etruscus (white-toothed pygmy shrew), 876 nucleotides. It is a transcript of the gene TMEM215, whose product is annotated as transmembrane protein 215. The transcript has a single exon. Bases 30 to 743 code for a protein of 237 amino acids. Lineage: Eukaryota; Metazoa; Chordata; Mammalia; Eulipotyphla; Soricidae. The record is from RefSeq and is a predicted model, not a curated record.